This is a messenger RNA of Oryza brachyantha (malo sina), 3600 nucleotides long. Its product is annotated as putative disease resistance RPP13-like protein 1. Bases 201 to 3173 code for a protein of 990 amino acids. Gene Ontology annotation, molecular function: ADP binding. Lineage: Eukaryota; Viridiplantae; Streptophyta; Magnoliopsida; Poales; Poaceae. The record is from RefSeq and is a predicted model, not a curated record. Gene Ontology annotation, biological process: defense response to other organism. The transcript is spliced from 2 exons.
GAGUAGGUGGCAAUAAACAGAGAAUUUAUAACUUCUCCUUCUCAUUACCUUCUCUAAUCUCCAACUUUUGUCCUGCUAUUGCAACAGCUCCUGACCUCUUCUAAGUGAUCUGCAGCUUUGUGAGGUAUCUCCUCUGGGAUCUGCAGUUUCAACCUCCUCCCACAUGAGAGAUCCAAUUGGAAUCUUUAGGCUCUAGCACUAUGGGCACAAUUUUGGAUUCUUUCACUUGGAAAUUCUUGGAAAAGCUGGGUCAGCUUGUGGAGGAUGAGGUUGUCAUGACAUUAAGUGUGAAAAAGGGAAUCAAGAGCCUCAUGAAAAACCUGGAAUUCUUCCGCGCUGUCCGUGAAGAUGCUGAGGCUCUAGCUAUGGAGGAUCCAUGGAUAGAUUCAUGGUGGAAGAACAUGAGAGAUGUUAUGUUCGAUGUUGAUGACAUAAUAGAUCUUUUCAUGGUUCAUUCACAGAAGCUGCUGCAGCCACCUAGACCGGUAUGUUGCAAUCAACUCAGGUUCUCUAGUUUUGCAAAGUUUUCAUUUGAUCACAUGAUUGCCAAAAGAAUCAUGAACAUAAACGAAAAAUUUGAAGAAAUUAAAAUGAACAAAGAAAUGUUCAGCUUGGAGAGAACCACUCGGCCACAAGUCCAGAUAACAAUUGUUGACAGAAGGCAGACGUCUCCAGUAGAUGAACUUGAGGUUGUUGGAGAAGAUAUCAGAAGGGCUAUUGAAGACAUGGUCAAAAUGACUGUCAGAAAUUGCUAUGACAACAGAUCAACAGUUUUUGGGAUCCAGGGAAUGGGAGGCAUCGGUAAGACAACACUAGCUCAGAAGAUAUACAAUGAGGAAAGGAUAAGGGAGAAAUUCCAAGUUCAUAUAUGGCUGUGCAUUUCUCAGAGCUACACAGAGACCGGUUUGUUAAAGCAGGCAAUAAGGAUGGCUGGAGGAAUAUGUGAUCAACUAGAGACAAAGACUGAGCUUCUACCACUUCUAGUGGACACUAUCAAAGAAAAGAGUGUUUUUCUUGUGCUGGAUGAUGUGUGGAAAUCCGAUGUAUGGAUUGACCUUCUCCAGUUGCCUUUUGAAAGGGGUUUGAAUUCCCAUGUCAUCGUGACCACAAGAAACCUGGAUGUUUUGGAAGAAAUGCAUGCAGUUUAUACCCACAAGGUAAACAAGAUGAAUGAUUGUGAUGGUCUAGAACUACUGAUGAAGAAGUCAUUUGCGCCAAAUGAACAAAGAAGACAAUUCAGUGAUGUUGGGCAUCAAAUAGUUAAAAUGUGUGAUGGACUUCCACUUGCCAUCAAAGUUGUUGCAGGUGUCCUAUCUACUAAAAGAACAAGGGCGGAAUGGGAGAGCAUCCGAGAUAGCAAAUGGUCUAUUCAUGGACUGCCCAAAGAACUAGAAGGCCCUCUGUACUUAAGCUACAACAACUUACCACCUGAACUUAAGCAAUGCUUUCUAUGGUGUGCGUUGUUACCAUCAAAUUUUGGGAUUCGUCGGGAUGCGGUUGCUUACUGGUGGGUUGCUGAAGGUUACGUGACGAAAGUGCACCAAUACUCAAUACAUGAGGUCGCUGAAGAGUACUACCACGAGCUAAUUAGAAGGAAUCUUCUGCAGCCAAAACCAGAGUAUGUAGACGAAGGCGUGUCAACAAUGCAUGAUCUAUUGAGGUCUCUUGGUCAAUUUUUGACGAAGGAUCACUCCUUAUUCAUGAAUUUGAAAAAUAGCAAAGCCUUAUCGAAUCUGCGCCACUUGGGGAUCGGUAAUGAUGUAGAAGAAAUACCUACUAUAGAAGAACAAAAGUGCUUGAGGAGCCUUCUGAUUUUUGAUAACAAGAACUUCAAGAUAAUACAUAAGGACAUUUUCAGAGAGCUAAAGCAUAUCCGGGUCUUAGUUCUCAGUGGAACAAGCAUCCAAAUCAUACCAGAGUCAGUGGGAAACUUACUGCUACUGAGGCUUCUAGAUCUAAGCUAUACAAAAAUUGAGAAACUCCCAGAAUCCAUAGGCAAUCUUACCAGCCUCGAAUACCUUUCAUUGCUUAGUUGCAAACAUUUGGAUAGCCUACCAGCUAGUGUGAUGACACUCUCCAACAUAAGUUUCCUUGAGCUAGUAAAGACUGGAAUUGACCAUGUUCCAAAGGGAAUUGCAAAGUUGCAGAAACUCUGCAACCUUAGAGGAGUUUUCGAGAGCGCAACUGGAUUUAGACUAGAUGAACUUCAACGUCUCUCCAACAUCCAACAUCUGCGGGUUGAGAAGCUAGAAAAGGCAGCAUCAACGGGUGCAUUUGUACUCAAGAAUAAUCUUCAUCUUCGAAAACUGUCUCUCUGCUGCACAGUGGGAGUAAAUACUCAUGAUAAAACCCAUUACCAGAUUAACGAGAUUGAGAGAAUUCAACAAGUCUAUGAGAUACUAAGUCCAUCGCCAAGUCUACUAUAUAUAUUUUUUUUGGGGUUCCCUGGUCUAAGAUUCCCAGAUUGGUUAUGCUCUGAACCAGAGCAUAAUAUGCCAAAUUUGGGUCAUAUGCACCUCAAUGAGUGUGUUUCAUGUUCAGAGCUUCCACCAGCAGGUCAGAUGCCAGAACUGCUGGUUUUUCAGAUUAAAGGCGCAGAUUCAAUAGUGAACAUUGGUGCAGACCUGCUAGGGAAAGGUGUCAGCAGUGCAAAGUGUAUAACUGUUUUUCCAAAGCUCGAAUUGCUUCUCAUCAUUGACAUGGGAAAUUUGGAAAAUUGGUCUCUUAACACAGAUUAUUUGUGUGGCAGAUCUGAACAGCUCGUUCUGAUGCCUUGCCUUAAGCGUCUGUUUCUUAAUGGCUGCCCAAAAUUAAAGGCUCUCCCUGAAGACUUGCAUAGGAUUGCUAACUUACGAAGAAUCCACAUUGAAGGUGCUCACAAGCUGCAAGAAGUUGACAACCUUCCUUCAGUGUUAUGGCUCAAGGUCAAGAACAACAGGUGUUUGAGGAGAAUUUCCAAUCUCUGUAAGCUGCAGGACUUGCUUGCACAGGACUGUCCAGCACUGGAUCAGGCAGAGAAUAUAAUCUCACUGAAAAGACUCUACAUGGUUGAUUGCCCUAAUGCGAUGCAAUUCAGGAUGUGCCUCCUGGAAGAGCAAGAACUUGCAGUCCGUGUUGUUACAACUGGCGCAGAUGGCCGCGAUAUCUUUCCCGAUGAAUCUCUGUAUAAUUAGGCAGGGGACUUUUUGGGCACGACAAUGGUCGGUGCUGCUUAAAGAGGAAGAUAGCCAGAAGAUAAAGGAAGGAUGCAAUAUUUUGGAGAAAAGAGUCUCAACCUUUGCUAACAGAGGCCAGAGGGUGGAAUCUGAGAAGAAGGCUUGAAGAGUAGUGGUUUUGUGGCUUGGGUUGCUGGCUUGCUGCAGUGUUGUAUUGUCAUCCUUUACCAAGUUGUCUAGCUGUGCUACUGUGUGCUUUGUUGGUGUGUUGAGCCUAGUUCUCCUUUUGGUGUGUUCUUGCGUCUCUGUUAACCUGAUAUUAAAGUUUUGGGUCCAAGUACUCUUGUAUGUUUUAUUUUGGCUGAGUACACCCUUUGUUGGUGUAGAGUCCGGUUAAUCCAUUAUCUAAAAAAUGAGACCUUUUGUGGUAAUUGUUUCUUUUCAC